Molecule: messenger RNA, 774 nt
Organism: Monoraphidium neglectum
Lineage: Eukaryota; Viridiplantae; Chlorophyta; Chlorophyceae; Sphaeropleales; Selenastraceae
Product: Stromal cell-derived factor 2
Exons: 4
Coding region: 1-774 (257 amino acids)
Source: RefSeq, a predicted model, not a curated record
AUGCUGAGACUGCAAAGGGCAGGCACCUGCACACUGAUCAUCGCACCUGCAAACAAGCGGGACUCGGCGGACCUCUUCCCCGCCGCCGCCCCCGCGGCCGCCUUUGCCGCGACGCGACCCCCGCCGCAGGUCACGUGCGGCAGCACGCUCAAGCUCGCGCACGACAGCAGCAAGUUCCGGCUGCACUCCCACCAGGUCUCCUACAGCCGCGGCAGCCAGCAGCAGUCCGUGACGGCCUUCCCAGAGUCCGACGACGCAAACAGCUACUGGAUAGUCCACGGCCCCAGCGACGCGCCCUGCAAGCCGGGCUUUCCUUUGAAGAAGAAGCAGCGAUUGCGGCUGCAGCACUCCGCGACGCGCAAGUGGCUGCACAGCCACCUGUUCCAGUCGCCGCUUUCGGGGAACCAGGAGGUGCGCGCCGCCGGCUCGCAGGCGCGGGCGCGGGUUUCUGCGUUCGGCGGCGACGCGCAGUCUGACGGCGGGGAUGUGUGGACUGUGGACUGGGAGGGCAAGGCCAAGUUUUGGAAGCAGGACGGAAAGGUUACGCUGCAGCACGUGGACACCGGCGGCUACCUCCACUCCCUGCGGCAGGCAGCGUUUGGCCACCCCAUAGCGGGCCAGCACGAGGUCUGCGCGGUCAAGAGCAGGAACCGGGACUCCGAGUGGUUUGCCGCGGAAGGGGUCUACCUGCCGCGCGCGGAUAGGAAGGCAAAGGCGGCAGAGGGGGGUGGUGCGGCGGCGGCGGCGGGGGAGGAGGAGCGGGAGGAGCUGUAG